AUGGAAAACUCCUGUUUGUUGAACGAAUCGGAGCCAUCCAAGUUGGAAAGCUCCCAAAUCGUGGCCAAUGUGUCGUUUGGAAGCUUGGAGGUCAUCAGGAACUUGGCCACCUCGUCGCCAGAGAUCUUGCCAGUCUUUGAUUUGUCCAGGUUGUCGAACACUGCACCUAGAUCCGCCCGACAGUUGAUGUGGGAUUGGAGACUGUGGUUGCGACGGACUGUUGGCCACGGCCCAAAUAGGGUCUGGGAUGACGGUUGGCAGGAUGGUCAUGGAUUUGCUCAAAAAGCUCUGGAUCAGGUGCAUUGCCACGAUGAACUGCGGCCGUUUGAGCUGGCCGGACUGGCUCUGGUCCACCAGGUUCCAGAUCUUCUCCAGAAUCGGGGUCGGCAGUCUGGCCUUGAGGAAGAUGUCUCUUGCUUGCAGGCCGGGAAGAACGCCGCUUGGAGCAGACUUAUCGAACAUGGCGCCAAAGUUCUGCGCCUGCUGUGGCGACAGCACUGGAACAACCACCUGUUGCGAGUCCACAGACGAGGCCGACGAGAUCCGCGAGCCUGUGUUGUUGGAAGGCAAACUUCCACCAGUGUGGCUAAUUGGAAUUGUGUUGAAUCUGGCCAGCUGGGAAGGAGCCGACUGAUACAGGUCGGCAGUCAGAGUUGCUCCGUGUUGGACAUGGCCAAUCAGUCUCAUGGCCACACAGAACCCGAACUGAUCCAGAACCCCCUUGUUGUCAGGGUCUGCAAUAUUCCAGAUCUCGCCGAGAAUUGGAGGACUCAAGUUGGACGCCUCCAACAAUGGCUUGGCUGCCAGUCCAGAAAGCGAGCCCGUGUGCUUGAGGUCCAAGGUCUUGAAGAUCUGGCUGUAAAACUUCUUUUCUUCGCCAGUGAGUGGCUCUUUAAGGUCCCCACCGGAAACUGGAGGUUAGUGAUCAACGCGGCCGGCACAAGCGCCAGAACGGUCUACUUACUCGACAUUGCGAAUGGCUCGUUUCAAAUAGACGCUGUCGUGUACAAACAGACUGCAAUCGUUCGCUGGCGAAAAACAAGUCUGAUCCAACGGGAGAUAAACAAUCUACUUUUUGUAGUCUGUGGUUACGAGCGCGGGGGUUUGACAGACGGGCGCAGCGUGGGGGCAAGGAUGGGGAAAAUGGGGGGACGAUGGAGGGAAAGACAUGUUCCGCCGCAAUGGAGAACCUGCCAGAUCUGCACAAGGGCCAUUACAACUACUUGUCUGGCCGUAACCUUGGUUCAAAAAGAUCUCGGGAGCAAUAUAGUCUGGAGUACCGACCGUGGAAUACGCCAUAAGUCUUCUGGACUUACGCCAUGUUUGCAUUUGUUGACGGUUGGACAUGGUGAGAUUAAUAGGGUCCACCAGAACAGAGUUUCUGCCGUUGUUAAGACCACCGACUCCGCUGGCGUUGUCCUGAUCCAGCAGCUUUUUGUAAUAAUUGGAGUCGUGAGUCUUGUGGAACCCUGUGGAAAGACCAAAGUCGGAAAGCUUGAUAUGUCCUCGCAUAUCGAUCAGAAUGUUAUCGGGCUUGAUGUCUCUAUGAAUGAAGCCCAGUCUAUGAAUAGCCUCGAUGGCCAAAACACACUCUGCAAUGUAGAAUCUUGUCACGUCCUCGGUGAAGAUCUGCCACUUGAUCAGCAUAGUCAUCAGAUCACCUCCAGGAAGGAACUCCAUGAUCAGAUAGAGGUAAAGAGGGUCCUGGAACGAGUAGUACAGCGAAACAACCCACGGUGA
Molecule: messenger RNA, 1740 nt
Organism: Ogataea philodendri
Lineage: Eukaryota; Fungi; Ascomycota; Pichiomycetes; Pichiales; Pichiaceae
Exons: 3
Coding region: 1-1740 (579 amino acids)
Source: RefSeq, a predicted model, not a curated record